This is a messenger RNA of Closterium sp. Naga37s-1, 1611 nucleotides long. Lineage: Eukaryota; Viridiplantae; Streptophyta; Zygnematophyceae; Desmidiales; Closteriaceae. The record is from the annotation of a GenBank genome assembly.
AUGGCUCACCAUCCGGACUAUGUUGGACCGAAGCAUAAGCGCCCCAUCACCGAAGCUGGCCUGGAUCGCUUCUUCCAGCGAUGCACUCAGCUGGAGCAGCUUUCACUGCUCUGCCUCCAUCGGGACGUCCACCUACCCGCUUCCUUCUUCCACCUCACGCGUCUACACACCCUGGCUUUAACAGCCGCCUCCGCCUUAGAAGCUCCAGAUCUGGACAGCCUCGCUUCUCUCACCACUCUCCAUAUCGCCUCCCCGGAGUUGAACGAGGAGCAGCUGGCCAACGUGCGUCGUCUUCCCAACAUCACCAGCCUUUCACUCUCUGCCGGGACCUCGUUUUCUCCUCAUGGCUCGGCUGCCUUAGCCAUCUCACAGCUGCCGUUGAUCAAAUCGUUGGACACUCGCCACGUGUUGCUGUCGGAUUGGCCAGUGACAAGUCUUGAACGGCUGCAGAUAUCAUACUGCGGAGAUUUGAAGCGGUUUCCGGACAGCAUUGUGGAGUUGCUGCCGCGUCUGCGUGAGCUGACCGUUUCCAGGUGCGAGGCCUUCGAGGAGCUGCCCGAGGGAAUCUGUUCCCUGGAGCACCUCGAGACCUUGUCAGUCAUCGAAUGCGACUUCGAAUUUCGCUGCCUGCCUGAAAACAUCGGGAGAUUGACUGCCCUGAAAACUUUGGUUCUGGAUCAUCUGCCACUGGCGAGCCUGCCUGCCUCCGUCUGCCAGCUCAGCUCCCUGGAGACCUUCUUUCUGCUCUCGUGCGACUCAAUCCGCGAGCUGCCAGCAGGUUUUUGCUGCCUCACAGCUCUCACGACUCUCUGCCUCGGGCGAGUGGCGCUUCCAGCGGACAUAGGCCGCCUGAGUAACCUCCACACGCUGCUUGUGAGAGAUAGCCUCGAGCAUUGGCAUCUGCCGCCCUCGUUAUCCGAGAUCACGUCGCUGACAAGGCUUGAGCUGGACGAGUGCGGCGUGGAGGAGCUGCCAGAGGGCGUGGUGGGAUCGCUCUGCAACCUGCGCGAGCUGCACGUCUCAUACUGCCCUCCACUCACGGCCCUUCCAGCGUCCGUCACGUGCCUGACUGCCCUUGAAGCUCUCUCACUCGCUCACUGCCAUAAUCUGGCCUCAGCGCUCACAAGGCUGGACGGCUUGACACGGCUCAAGCGGCUGGAGGUGGCCUGGUGUGACAUGCUCACACGGCCUCCUCUAGUCCUGCCGCCUUCCAUUGAAUGGCUGAGUUGGGGAGGUCGCAGGCAGGCCAUGGCUCUGCCAGACAUGUCCGCGCUGACGGGGCUUCGAACGCUUCGCCUGGACGUUGUUGCGGUGGCAUGUGGGGUCGCUGUGAGCAGGAGCCUAUCGCACCUGGAGCAUUUGCAGCUGAGUUUGGCUGGCGAUGCGGAGGAGCUUCCAUUCGCCUUGACGUUUCUCUCCCGCCUGCGCACCCUGAUUGUUGGGAGCGCGAGGAAUGUCCAAAGGCUGCCGGCCGAUAUCGGGUCAGCAGUGCCGCAGCUGAGGAAGCUGAUGCUAAGCUAUGCGCAGCUGGAGGCAUUGCCAGGGGGGUUUGAGAGAGGUGAAGGCACUGCGGAUGCUGGAUGUGGAGGAGUGUGGGCAUGUGAAGGAUAG